Molecule: messenger RNA, 1275 nt
Organism: Cylas formicarius (sweet potato weevil)
Lineage: Eukaryota; Metazoa; Arthropoda; Insecta; Coleoptera; Brentidae
Gene: Rho1
Product: ras-like GTP-binding protein Rho1
Exons: 2
Coding region: 138-761 (207 amino acids)
Biological process (GO): small GTPase-mediated signal transduction; cell migration
Molecular function (GO): GTP binding; GTPase activity
Source: RefSeq, a predicted model, not a curated record
UGUUUGGCAACACUGGUUUCAUUUCCCUAGUUUAAGAUUGAUUUGUUUGGAAUAAUAGGAAAUAACGUGAAAAAAACCAACAAGUACGUGAUUCCAAAGUAAAUCACGACGACUCCAAACGAUUGUCAAAUCGCUGGAUGUUUUGUUGUUGGUCCAAACAGGAGGACUUUGGGAAAGGUCCGAUGGCUGCUAUCCGAAAAAAGCUCGUGAUCGUCGGUGAUGGCGCUUGCGGAAAAACGUGCCUGUUAAUUGUAUUUAGUAAAGAUCAAUUUCCUGAAGUGUAUGUGCCUACAGUAUUUGAAAAUUAUGUAGCGGAUAUAGAAGUUGAUGGAAAACAAGUGGAGCUAGCAUUGUGGGAUACCGCUGGACAGGAAGAUUACGAUCGCCUGAGGCCUCUGUCGUAUCCGGACACCGACGUUAUAUUAAUGUGUUUCUCAGUUGACUCCCCGGAUUCGUUAGAAAACAUACCCGAGAAAUGGACACCCGAGGUUAAACACUUCUGCCCAAAUGUGCCAAUCAUUUUGGUGGGUAAUAAGAAAGAUCUUCGCAACGACCCCACUACAAUCAAUGAACUGAAAAAAAUGAAACAAGAGCCAGUUAAGCCACAGGAUGGUCGAUCUAUGGCAGAAAAAAUAAAUGCAUUUGCUUACCUAGAAUGCUCAGCUAAAAGCAAAGAGGGAGUACGGGAAGUGUUUGAGAAUGCUACUCGUGCCGCACUGCAAGUGAAGAAGAAGAAGAAGCACCGUUGUAUUAUGUUCUGAACCGCUGCUUUUCUGGUUUAUAUUAAUCCUUGUGUGAUUUAUAAUUUACCGAGGGGGCUCUUUUUUGCAUGAUGUAUUGACUAACAAUAAACCCCUUAUUUUCACUUAUGUUAUUUUUUGUUUAACUUCCUUUCCUGUGUGGACAUAGUUUUCAUGUAAGUGUCGUGUGUUUUUAUUUAAAUUCAGUUUUUAUUUUUAACGCACAAAAACGUAUGUCCACACCCACAAUUAAUUCGAUUAGAUUUAUAUAUCAUUUCUUUUUAUAUUGUACUAUUGCAUAGAUUUACUUUAUUCAGAACUAGUGGUGCGUAUGUAUUAUUCCUAUAUAUAUAUAUAUAUAUAUAUAUAUAUAUAUAUAUAAAACUUAAAAUGUAAAUUAAAAGUUUUUUUCGCGGAGUUUUCGAAGUUGUUUCUGGAACUUGGUGAAUAUUGUUGUACUGCGUUAAAUAUUGAUGUAAUAGCUUUAAAUUUUCCAAUAUUAUGUAUUCAGUGAAUAAAUCUGUUUUCCUAUAAA